GCGAAUGCGAGGGAGGUAGUGCGCCGCGUCCGGCCCCAGCAUGCUGACCGCGUUCGCCCAGCCAGCCCUGCCCGGGUUCCCAGGGCGGCUGCCUGCGGGCCCCGCUCGGCGCCAGGACUCGUCCGGUUCGUCAGGUUCCUACCACACUGCUCCGGGUUCUCCAGAGCCCCCGGACGUUGGGCCGGACGCAGAGGGCCGGGCGAAUUGGCCCAGGGUGGCCCCUGCACUGGGGGCGGGCGUGCAGCCUCGCCUGUCCGUCAGCGCCCAGAAUAGCCGCCAGCAGCUACUACCCGGCUCGGGUUUCCCGCGAGGCCCGGCCUCCGGCCUGCGACCACCCCAGCCCCAGCUGCGCAUGCUGCCGUCGGGGGAGAUGGAAGUCAUCUUCGGCGCUGGGCCCCUAUUCAGCUGCUCUGACGCAGAGGAUAGAGAAGUGCAACAGCUCACGACGCCGGCCUUCCGCAGCCUCUCUCCGCCUGGGUCCGCGUCUCGCAUCCCUGGCGAACCGCAGCCCCAGGGCCCCGACGGUGGCUCCCGCUGGGCCACUUACCUGGAGUUGCGGCCCCGCGCGGCGAGUCCUGCCACCCCAUCGCAGUUCGAGUGUGUGGAGGUAGCACUGGAGGAGCAUACCGCGCCUGCCAGGCCCCGGACGGUGCCCAAACGUCAGAUCGAGCUGCGCCCUCGGCCCCGGAGUCCCCCGCGGGAGGCCAAUGCGCCGCGCCCUCGACUGCUCCUGCGUACUGGCUCCCUGGACGAGUCUCUGAGCCGCCUGCAGGCUGCCGCGGACCUCGUACAGACGGCGCUAGCCAGAAAACUGAGCCCGGCGCCCCCUGCCCCAAGCAACGCCACCUUUGGACCCACGGUGCCGCCGGAGCCUGCGACCCCGGAAACGCCCCGCAGUACUCGGGUGGCCCUGGAGGAAGCCAAGUCUCUGCCGCCUCGGGUGAACUAUAGUUCAGCCCCAGCCAGGGCCCCAAGACCGUGGCCAAGCCUCCGGGAGCGCGCAAUUCGGCGCGACAAGCCCACGCCCGGGACCGAGCCUCUGGGUCCAGUUAGUUCCAGCAUCUUCCUGAAGUCAGGGGAGAAGCCCGAGGAGGUGCACCAGAAAGAACCGAAGGCUCAUUUCGCGCGAGAUACUCCGGCUCAAACCGUCCUGAGGGCACAGGGUCCGCCUUUCCAGUCUAGGCCCCCCUGGGAAGUUUCGAGUAAGACUGUGAGACGGAGGAGCCCAUCCCCGCCGUGGGAAGCCCCAAAUGGGACCGUGCGGGGUCCUCACUGCACCUCCCCCCCGAACCUGUCCCCCUGGAAUCGAACAAUUCGGAAGGUGAGUAGCCCAUCGCUCCCCGAGGCAUCCUCUACAUGGGACAAUCAGGAUGCUGCUGUCACGGAAACUGUCAGCAGAAAGAGCCCUUCCCCUCCGACCCUUUCCCAGUGGAAUCGGGGUGUUGCCAGGGCAAGAAGCCCAUCCCCCGAAGCUCCCUCCUCGUGGGAGGUGCCGCAGCCGGCAGUUGGGGAUGCAGUUGAGGGAAGUAGGAGCCCGUCCCCGCCGACCUUGCCCUCGUGGGAGACUCCAGAUCGUCCUGUCGGAACGUGGAGCCCAUCGCCCCAGGAGACGUGGAACUCCACAGUGCAGAGCUCAUCCGUAGUGUCUACACGCGUAGCUAUUAAUGGCGUGGCCCAAGAGGAACUGGUGCCGCCCACGCCGUCUGCACCAGGGACUCCAAAGCUAACAAAGGUUCAAAGUCCGUCCACGCGGGAGAUGCCGGAUCUUGCCUCCCGAGGCAACCAGCUGUCGCCAGAGGUGGCUGCACCCGAGCUGCCUCUCAGUCGCAACCUGGAUGCCGAUGCGCUCCCUGAAGCGGUGGGCUCUGGAAAAGCGGCCUCUGGGCGCCCGCGCGUGGCCAUUCCGCGGCCCCGCGACGUACGCAAGAUAGUGAAGACCACGUACGCGCCGAGCUUUCCGGCAAGCACCCCAGACUCAGGGCUCCCCGCCCCUCCGGCAGAACCCCGCGGGGAUGAAGGCAGCCCAUCCAAGACACAAGAACUUCAGGCGCUGGGGCCCCCCGCCCCGUCUCACUACACUUCCAUUUUUCUCAAGGACUUUCUGCCGGUUGUGUCCCACCCCUACGAACCCCCAGAGCCAACCCCAGACACAGUCCCCCGGGACGUUACGCAGUCCAACGGGGUCCUGCGGCGGAGGGCAGAGAACAGCACGGCGAAACCCUUCGCGCGCACUGAGAUCCGCCUGCCUGGUGCCCUGGCCUUAGGCCGCCGGCCUGAGAGAACCCGGGGAGUCGCGGUGCACGGUCCUGGCGGAAAGAACCGGGAUGCAGAGGCCCAGCGCUUGGUCCCGGACGGCAAGGGUCGGACCAGCCCUCUAGGCGGCGCUCGCACCUCACCCCAGCAGUCGCCAAUAGGGCCGGCAGAGACCCAACCUCCCGGACCGCCCCGCCCCAGCUCCCCGCAGGCGCACCCUAGCUCGAGCUCUGGAAUAGAAUCCAAACUGGAGACGCCCUCUCAGGCCCCUGAGCCCGCGGUGGCGGUCCAGUCGCCCCUCCCGCGGGAGCCCCAGGCGUCGGCUCGUAGAACGGCCCGGGCCCAGCCCCGCGCUGCCUCGGCGCCUCCGCUGGACCGGUCCGCGGACGGUUCCUCCCAGGGGGUUCGUAGGCCGCCAGGGGCUGCAAACCCGGGGAAGGUCCUAGUGGACCCCGAGAGCGGCCGCUACUACUUUGUGGAGGCGCCGCGGCAGCCUCGGCUGCGGCUGCUCUUCGACCCUGAGAGCGGGCAGUACGUGGAGGUGCUGCUGCCACCCUCGCCCUCGGUGCCGCCCCGCCGCGUCUACACUCCGCUGGCCCUGGGCCCCGGCCUCUACCCGCCAGCCUAUGGGCAUCUUCCCGGCCUCUCACUGCCACCAUCCCCCGGCCCGCCGGCCUUCAGCGGCCCACAGCCACCCUGGGCCUCCGAGGCGGGGCCCCUGGACGGGAUGUACUACCUGCCAGUGAGCGGGACACCCAGCCCCGCACCUCCUCUUCUUCUCUGUGCUCCACCCUCCAGCUUGGGUCCCUCGCAGCCCAACAAGGGCUCCUUGUUCCCGGUGUGAGACCCCAGGGCCUGAUCCGCAGGAUGUUGGGGCCUAUUGAUGGUCUUAAAGGUUUUGGCAUCCAGUCCUUUACCCUCUUUUCCUUCAAGCAUCUCUUCCUUUUACCCAUCUCAUGCCGGGUUUUUUUUUUUUCCAGACCGGAAGUUACCUUCAGAUUAUCUGA
Molecule: messenger RNA, 3260 nt
Organism: Budorcas taxicolor (takin)
Lineage: Eukaryota; Metazoa; Chordata; Mammalia; Artiodactyla; Bovidae
Gene: PROB1
Product: proline rich basic protein 1
Exons: 1
Coding region: 41-3097 (1018 amino acids)
Cellular component (GO): nucleoplasm
Source: RefSeq, a predicted model, not a curated record